UAUGUUAGAUCUGCUAAUAAAACAAAGUAUAAAUUCCCCACAAAGAGCAGCCGCACAGACUCUUCAUCCCCCUUCUCCUCCUCCUCUGCUCUUCUCUUCUCUCCCACACCAUCAACACCAAGCCAAAUCCAAUGAAGCCUCACCAACAAGAACAAUCAACCAACCAAAACAACCAUUACCAACUCCUCCAAUCCCCCAAACUCUUCCUCAACUCUAUCUCCUUUCUCCCCAAGAUCCUCACUUUCUUCCUCGUCUUCGGCUUCGGCCUCACCUUCGGCAUCAUCUCCACCUCCUACCUCAAUUCCUUCCCUUUCCCCUUCCCCUUCCAACCCUCCCAACUCCAAUCCCCCACCCUUCCCCCUCAUAACCAGUCACCACCACCACUCUCACCUCCGCCUCCCCCUCCGCCUCCGCCUCCGCCGCCGAGAGCUCGAACCGGUCUCAAAGGAUACAUCGAGCCAAAUGAAAUCAAACAUGACAUGACAGACGAGGAGCUGCUAUGGAGAGCUUCCAUGGCACCGAAAACAAGUUCUUUUCCUUAUAAACGAGUCCCCAAGAUUGCAUUUUUGUUCUUGACGAGGGGACCCCUCCCCUUCGUUCCGCUGUGGGAGAAGUUCUUUGAGGGGCACCAUGGCUUCUAUUCAGUCUACGUUCAUGCCGAUCCCUCCUACAACCACUCCUUCCCGGUCGGGUCAGCCUUCCAUGGCCGCCGAAUUCCGAGCAAGGCAGUACAAUGGGGAGAACUGAGCAUGAUGGAGGCAGAACGCCGCCUUCUCGCCAACGCCCUCCUCGACUUCUCCAACGAACGCUUCAUCCUCCUCUCCGAAUCCUGCAUCCCUCUCUUCAAUUUCCCCACCGUCUACUCCUACCUCCUCAACUCCACCACCUCCUUCGUCCAGUCCUUCAACAACCCCGCCCCCAACUGCCGCGGCCGCUACAACCCCCACAUGCGCCCCGUCAUUCCCGACGCCUCCUGGCGCAAAGGCUCCCAAUGGUUCGAACUUAGCCGCCCGCUCGCCAUCCAUGUCGUCGCCGACGACCGCUUUUUCCCCGUCUUCCGCCGCUUCUGUCAUCCUUCCUGCUAUGUCGACGAGCAUUACUUGCCCACAAUGAUCACCAUGAGCUUCGGCCACCUGAAUGCCAAUCGGAGUCUUACAUGGGUCGAUUGGUCGCACGGCGGGGCGCAUCCGGCGAGGUUUAUUCGUCCCGCGGUCACGCCGGAGCUGUUGCGGUGGAUGAGGGGCGGCUCCACUUGCGAGUAUAAUGGGAGGAAUACUACGGUUUGCUUUCUUUUCGCGAGGAAGUUUCAUUCGAGCUCGUUGACAAGGUUGUUGAGAUUUGCUCCAAAGGUCAUGGGUUUUGGCGGGAGGUAGUUUUGUAAAUGUAGAAUUUUUUUGAUGGUUUGUUAUUUAAUUUGUUGAUUGUUUGCUAAUAAUGUGAAGAAAAACUGCAGCUGAUUUUCAAUAGCUGAGAUGAAGGAUUUGUCGAACCAAGUA
This is a messenger RNA of Phalaenopsis equestris, 1496 nucleotides long. RefSeq lists its product as uncharacterized. The record is from RefSeq and is a predicted model, not a curated record. The transcript is spliced from 2 exons. Bases 132 to 1373 code for a protein of 413 amino acids. NCBI's taxonomy places the organism in Eukaryota, Viridiplantae, Streptophyta, Magnoliopsida, Asparagales, Orchidaceae. Gene Ontology annotation, molecular function: glycosyltransferase activity. Gene Ontology annotation, cellular component: membrane.